Molecule: messenger RNA, 6692 nt
Organism: Rhineura floridana
Lineage: Eukaryota; Metazoa; Chordata; Lepidosauria; Squamata; Rhineuridae
Gene: ASAP1
Product: ArfGAP with SH3 domain, ankyrin repeat and PH domain 1
Exons: 30
Coding region: 351-3758 (1135 amino acids)
Biological process (GO): positive regulation of GTPase activity
Cellular component (GO): cytoplasm
Molecular function (GO): protein binding; GTPase activator activity
Source: RefSeq, a predicted model, not a curated record
CACAUGGGUAGACUUUCCUUGUUGCUGCCUUCCCCAUUGUAUUUGUGUCUCCUUACCAUCCAGGACUUUUAUGGAUGCGAGUCAAAACUUUCAGACUCCCAGAAAACAUCUGUGGAUCACUGGACUUUGGAUUUUCUGUCAGUUUAAACAAAGAAAGCAAAUAUUAACCCCCAAAUCCUGGGAAUUAUCAUUGCAGCAGUGUGGUCUUUUCUUUUCUUUUUCCAGCUGCCUGUGGGAAAAUAAUUUUAACAUUUAAAAUGGAAUGAUGGCCCUCAUUUUGGCGGGCACUUUUGGAAUGGGAGUUCACACUGGACAAGUCUUGGUAACUUUCUUGUGGUGACAGAUGAGACAUGAGAUCUUCAGCCUCCAGGCUCUCUAGCUUUUCCUCCAGGGAUUCAUUAUGGAAUCGGAUCAUGCCGGACCAGAUCACCGUGUCGGAGUUUAUUGCUGAGACCACAGAGGAUUACAACUCCCCAACCACAUCCAGCUUUACUACCCGGCUACAGAACUGCAGGAAUACCGUCACACUGCUAGAAGAGGCAUUAGAUCAGGACAGAACUGCACUACAAAAAGUUAAAAAAUCUGUAAAAGCUAUAUAUAAUUCUGGGCAAGAACAUAUCCAAAAUGAAGAUAACUAUGCACAAGUACUAGAUAAAUUUGGAAGUAAUUUCUUAAGUAGAGAUAAUCCAGAUCUGGGCACUGCUUUUGUAAAAUUUUCCACGCUGACUAAGGAAUUGUCAACACUCCUGAAAAAUCUGCUCCAAGGCUUGAGCCACAAUGUCAUCUUCACAUUGGAUUCCCUUUUAAAAGGAGAUUUGAAAGGAGUCAAAGGGGAUCUUAAAAAGCCUUUUGACAAAGCCUGGAAGGAUUAUGAGACCAAAUUCACAAAAAUUGAAAAGGAAAAAAGAGAACAUGCAAAACAGCAUGGGAUGAUAAGAACGGAGAUUACUGGAGCUGAGAUAGCAGAAGAAAUGGAGAAAGAAAGAAGGCUAUUUCAGCUCCAGAUGUGUGAAUAUCUCAUUAAGGUUAAUGAAAUCAAGACAAAAAAAGGUGUGGACCUUCUACAGAAUCUUAUUAAGUAUUAUCAUGCACAGUGCAAUUUCUUCCAAGAUGGCUUGAAGACGGCUGAUAAACUAAAACAAUAUAUUGAAAAACUGGCUGCUGAUUUAUAUAAUAUAAAGCAAACACAAGAUGAAGAAAAGAAACAGCUCACUGCACUCAGAGACUUGAUAAAGUCUUCAUUACAGAUUGAUCAGAAGGAGGAUUCACAGAGCAGACAAGGAGGAUAUAGUAUGCACCAACUUCAGGGAAACAAAGAAUAUGGCAGUGAGAAGAAGGGUUAUCUUUUUAAAAAGAGUGAUGGGCUACGGAAAGUUUGGCAAAGAAGAAAGUGCACUGUCAAAAAUGGUAUUCUGACCAUAUCACAUGCAACCUCAAACAGGCAACCUGCUAAAUUGAAUUUGCUAACCUGUCAAGUGAAACCAAAUGCAGAAGACAAGAAAUCAUUUGACCUGAUAUCACAUAAUAGAACGUACCAUUUUCAGGCAGAGGAUGAGCAAGACUACGUAGCAUGGAUAUCAGUAUUGACUAACAGCAAAGAAGAAGCUUUAAAUAUGGCUUUCCGUGGAGAACAGAGUGCAGGGGAAAAUAGUUUAGAAGAUCUUACAAAAGCCAUUAUUGAUGACAUACAGAGAUUCCCUGGAAAUGAUGUCUGCUGUGAUUGUGGAUCACCAGAUCCCACAUGGCUUUCAACUAACCUGGGUAUUUUAACCUGUAUAGAAUGCUCUGGAAUACAUAGAGAAAUGGGUGUUCAUAUUUCUCGAAUCCAGUCUAUAGAGCUAGACAAAUUAGGAACAUCCGAACUCUUGCUGGCCAAGAACAUUGGAAACAAUAGUUUUAAUGAAAUUAUGGAGGGGAAUUUACCAAGUCCUUCUCCAAAACCUACUCCAACAAGUGAUAUGACUGCACGUAAAGAAUUUAUUACUGCUAAGUAUGUAGAUCAUAAGUUCUCCAGAAAGACUUGUGCAUCUGCAGCAUCUAAACUGAAUGAACUACUUGAGGCUGUUAAAUCCAGGGAUUUACUUGCACUACUUCAAGUCUAUGCAGAAGGGGUCGAACUAAUGGAGCCACUGCUGGAGCCUGGACAGGAGCCAGGUGAAACAGCCCUUCAUUUAGCAGUCCGGACUGCUGACCAAACCUCACUCCAACUGGUUGACUUUCUUGUACAAAACUGUGGAAACCUGGAUAAACAGACCGUAUUGGGAAAUACGAUUCUGCACUACUGCAGUAUAUAUAAUAAGCCUGAAUGUUUGAAAUUGGUUUUGAAGGGCAAGCCAGCUAUAGAUAUAGUGAACCAAACUGGAGAAACUGCUCUGGACACUGCAAAGAGACUGAAAUCUAUUCAGUGUGAAGACUUGCUUUCUCAGGCCAAAGCAGGAAAGCUCAAUCCACAUGUACAUGUAGAGUAUGAGUGGAAUCUUCGGCAGGAAGAAAUGGAUGAAAGUGAUGAUGAUUUGGAUGACAAGCCUAGUCCAAUAAAGAAAGAGCGUUCUCCAAGACCCCAGAGCUUUUGUCAUUCUUCCAGUAUUUCUUCCCAAGACAAAAUGGCUAUUCCUGGACUUAGCACUCCAAGGGACAAACAGCGACUCUCCUAUGGAGCCUUUCCCAAUCAGAUUUUUCUCUCUGCAAGCAUGGAUUCCACAACUUCUCCAACAGCAGCAGAUGCUCCUCCACUCCCACCUAGAAAUGCUGGUAAAGGUCCAUCUGGCCCUCCUUCAACCCUCCCUUUAAGCACUCAAACCACUAGUGGCAGCUCCACUCUGUCUAAGAAGAGGCCCCCUCCCCCACCCCCUGGACACAAAAGAACCCUCUCUGACCCACCAAGCCCACUACCUCAUGGACCCCAGAAUAAGGGCCAAAUUCCUUGGGGUAAUGAUUUGGGUCCACCUGCCACAAAGACUGCAAACAAGUUUGAGGGGAUGUCUCAACAAUCAGGCACUGGGACUGCUAAGACUGCACUGGGCCCAAGAGUUCUUCCAAAACUACCUCAAAAAGUGGCACUGAGAAAAAUAGAUACAAUUCACCUUCCUUCAAUAGACAAGUCCAGUCAACAUUCAGAAUUUUUUCAGAAGUCUGCUUCACUUUCUAUUGAUCUGCCACAGAAACCACAACCUGGAGAUUUACCCCCAAAGCCUCAGCCUCUGGAACUACCCCAAAAACCUCAAAUUGGAGAUUUACCCCCAAAGCCAGGAGAAUUACCCCCAAAACCUCAGUUAGGGGACCUACCACCAAAACCACAGCUUGCAGACUUGCCUCCGAAGCCACAAAUGAAGGACCUUCCUCCAAAGCCUCAACUAGGAGAUGCUUUGGCUAAAACUCCGGUUGGAGAAAUGCCACCAAAGCCUCAACUCUUAGAGGCGAAUCAAAAAUCUCAUUCUGUGGAUCUUUCUCCAAAGGUCCAAUCUAAAGACACCAUCCAAAAGCAAGCAUCUGAAGACUCUAAUGAUGUAACACAUGCAUUGCCAGAGACGCCUGUGCCACUUCCUAGAAAAAUUAAUGUGGGAAAGAACAAAGUUAGGAGAGUGAAGACAAUCUAUGAUUGCCAAGCAGAUAAUGAUGAUGAGCUUACAUUUGUUGAAGGAGAAAUUAUUAUUGUGACAGGUGAAGAGGACCAAGAGUGGUGGAUUGGCUACAUUGAAGGAAAACCUGAAAGAAAAGGGGUUUUCCCAGUAUCCUUUGUCCACGUUUUGUCAGACUAAAUCAAAUCAGAAACUUGAGCAUUGCACAUCCUUCCUGCAAGACGGGCUUUUAGCAUGAAGCAAACAGCUAAUCCCUCCCUCUAAUUCUGUGCACAACUGUGGAUAUAUAUGUGUAUAUAACUGCUGUUACAGAACAAGAACUCAUUUAUGGCUCACCCAGUGUGGUGAUGUAUACUUGUAUUGUAAAUAAUGAUGUUACUCUGCCUUUGCCAGUAUUAUGGUAGCCUUGGGACCUGGCAUGCCUUAUUGGGUUUGCUCAAGCCAUCCUUGGCAUCAAGCACUUACAUCUCUCUGUGUGUAUGAACUACCAGCUCCCUAAAAAUGAUUCGUCUCAUUCAGUCCUGUUUAACUGUACAGAAAUUACACUCCUAAUAAAUCAGUAUUCUUCAGAUAGAUAAGUAGCAAAGAGUUAGAUUCAGUUUUCAAAAUGAACUGCUUUGGCUCAUUUACAGCCCAGUUUAUAACUACAAAUGUAUACAGUUUACAGCUUGUAAAAUCCACUUCCUGGUUGUCAAAAAAUUGUUCAAUGUACACAUCAAACAAAAGAAAUAUUCACUGACGCUACAGAUAACCAAUAGUAUUUUAUGGUGUGCAUGAACAAGCAUUUCAUGUUUGUAUAAUGUAGUUACAGUUUAUCCCUGUGAUAUUUACCUCACCUAACACCAUCUGAAAGUCUUCAAUUAAAAUUACUCUAUCUAAUGAAGGAACACACAUGGGAUUUUUGGCUGGAGGCUUCCUUUCAUCGAAACAGGCACUCAAAAAGAAAAAUAGUCCAUUCCUACUUGCAUGCUUUAGAUUGUUCGCUACAACCUCUGUUUAUGUAGAAACGUUACAGGUGUCUAUCAGCUUUUUAAUUUUUCAAGCAGUGCAGCCUUGUGAUAAUCUAGUUGCUACCCAGAUUGACAGAUGAGUUUACAUGAAUACUAGUGUUUUAACUAAUUGGCUCAUUUAGAAGAUCAUUUUGCUGUUGAGGGAUUUGAGCUUUUCAGGCCACUGGAGGAUAUUGUCAUAAUGUUCACUUAGUAUUCUUGCGUCAAGAAAUAACAAACACUGUUAUCAGAAUGAGUGAAAAAUAACAUUUCUUGCAAAUUAUCAACUAUUAAUUCAUGAGGCCAGACAGUAAUAUUUGAAGUUACAUUUGCUUUUAUUGAAUCCUAAUUAUGGCUCAAGGUUGAACUUUCAGAAUCUGCCAGCAAUCAUGCAACCACAGAUUUCAUAACUUAAGAAGGAUGUGUUAGUUGAUCUGAAGUUCCAGUAUUACAUUACUUGCAGCUAAAACACAUUUUUUAUUCUAGUCAGUAUAUUAAGGAUAUAUUCAUUUCUGAUAAGCUGUUUCAUUUAUUUAUUAUUGACCAUUCUUUUUAAUCAUGUGCAAAGCAGAAUGUUCUUGUUGCUUAUGAUAGAACAUUUUACAAUGUGGCUCAAUGUGUGUUGUUAGUUUGCCUAGCCUAUAAUAAUGAAUAAAGCAGGAGUGGCUGUGGCUCUCCAGAUGUUGCUAGACUACAGUUCCCACCAUCCUGAGUAUUCUGGCGGGAGCUGCUGUGAGUUGGAGCCAAACAAAUAAGGAAGGCUGCAGGUGAGCCACACUCGCUUAAAUUGUUACUUUGGUAAUAGCAUAUGGUUUCUUUUCCUUUCCUUGUAGCAAGAUCUUAUGGCUCCAUGUCAAAAUGCUUCCAUUUCACAAAAAGCACAAGUUCACAUUAAUCACUCUGAGGCUUUCGCUUUUGGUGUUUUACAAACCUGUACUCAGUGAAUAUUUAUUUGUAUUUAAAUGGUUAACAUACAAAACAUAAUCUAAGAAACCUUGCAUGAAGAAGAGCAAAAUAUUUAUCAGCUAUUAUUGGAAAGUGGUUUUUAAACUAUUGCUUCAUCCAUGUCAUGACUCAUUUUGUUAAAAGAUAAAAGUUUUCAAAUGAGUGACUGAGCCUGCUGGCAUCAACUGUGCAGUGUUACCGAUUUCAGUGUUUUCUCAGACUCGUGCUGUUUAUAUAAAAGCCAGAACAAAAAUGAUGUAGCAUUCCAUAUUGCUCAUCAAUGCAGUGUGCUUCAGAUGCAUUAAAAAACAAAGCUGAUCUAUCUUUUUUGUCAAGUAUAUUUUAAAAUUGUCUCCACAUCCACUGGUUGAAAAAAAAAAAAGCAAACCAUAUAAAGAAGAUCCAGAUGUGUAAAAUGAUGUAGAGUCAAAAUGUCUAUUAUUUUGUAUGCUUUUUGAAGUAGUAUUAUAUGAAUUUUUUUAAAAAAUAAAGUGAGUUCCAUCAGGAACAAGAGUUGACUAUUCUGGGUGAUUUGAAAGUCCAUAGGAGAACUGAAAUACAAUGUAUGAUAUAUAGGUUGAAUUUAAGUGAAUUUAAGUACAAUAUUGUAUUGUAUUUAAACUCAGAGCCACUAUCUACAAUUUUGUACAUGUCAUAUUUGGGAAGUCUGUUGUUUUGGAUUCUCCCCCCCAAAUCCUCCCUGGGAGUGUGUUCUGCAAAUGGUGUGUUGUUUUACUGUUGAACAGCAAUUGAUAUUUAUUUUUUUAUGACAUAGUGCAUCAACAUGUAUAGAAAUCAGAUCUGGUAGAGCCACUAGUUAGAAACUGAAAUCUCAUUUGAAUGUUACAUUCAUCAUACAUCAGUACACUUGUCUCCUUGUGUGUUUAAUGUGACAGUUUGAGUACUGUAUGUGUUAAUUUCUACUUUUUUAAUAUUUAAAUUGCUUUUAAAUAAAUGUAUUCAGUUGAUCCUAGACAUCUGAAUGUCCUUUUAUCAACUGGAGUCUGCUAUAGGAAGAAAAAGUUGAUCUCAUUCACAUACAAUUAUACAGCGUUUUUUCUGACACUCGUGUUAGUUGACUAAGGGUUAGUAAAGGGAUAAAGGGCACCAGUUAAGCAUAUACAUUCAUUGCAGUGCUCAUACACUAAUUUGAACUUGGGACAUACUGUGCGCAGAGGGU